Artibeus jamaicensis (Jamaican fruit-eating bat) is the source of this 1535-nucleotide messenger RNA. RefSeq names its product ELAV like RNA binding protein 2 (gene ELAVL2). Gene Ontology annotation, cellular component: ribonucleoprotein complex. The record is from RefSeq and is a predicted model, not a curated record. Lineage: Eukaryota; Metazoa; Chordata; Mammalia; Chiroptera; Phyllostomidae. The transcript has 7 exons. Gene Ontology annotation, molecular function: RNA binding. Bases 78 to 1160 code for a protein of 360 amino acids.
UUGCACUGGCGUGGACGUGCCCAAUACCGCGGUAGCACGAGGAGAGCUGCCCCCAGACGCAGCAGGUAAUUGCUGCCAUGGAAACACAACUGUCUAAUGGGCCAACUUGCAAUAACACAGCCAAUGGUCCAACCACCAUAAACAACAACUGCUCCUCACCAGUUGACUCUGGGAACACAGAGGACAGCAAGACCAACUUAAUAGUCAACUACCUUCCUCAGAACAUGACACAGGAGGAACUAAAGAGUCUUUUUGGGAGCAUCGGUGAGAUAGAGUCUUGUAAGCUCGUAAGAGACAAAAUAACAGGGCAGAGCUUGGGAUAUGGCUUUGUGAACUACAUUGACCCGAAGGAUGCAGAAAAAGCUAUCAACACCCUGAAUGGAUUGAGACUUCAAACCAAAACAAUAAAAGUUUCCUAUGCUCGCCCAAGUUCAGCCUCUAUCAGAGAUGCAAAUUUGUACGUCAGUGGGCUCCCGAAAACGAUGACUCAGAAGGAGUUGGAACAGCUUUUUUCACAAUAUGGGCGCAUCAUUACUUCUCGUAUUCUUGUUGACCAGGUCACUGGCAUAUCAAGGGGUGUGGGGUUUAUUCGAUUUGACAAGCGGAUUGAGGCAGAAGAAGCUAUCAAAGGCCUAAAUGGCCAGAAACCUCCUGGUGCCACAGAGCCAAUCACUGUAAAGUUUGCUAAUAAUCCAAGCCAAAAAACCAAUCAGGCCAUCCUCUCCCAGCUGUACCAGUCUCCAAACAGAAGGUAUCCAGGACCAUUAGCUCAGCAGGCACAGCGUUUUAGGUUGGACAAUCUGCUCAAUAUGGCUUAUGGAGUAAAGAGUAGGUUUUCUCCAAUGACCAUUGAUGGAAUGACCAGUCUGGCUGGAAUUAAUAUCCCCGGGCACCCAGGAACAGGGUGGUGUAUCUUUGUGUACAACCUGGCUCCUGAUGCAGACGAGAGUAUCCUGUGGCAAAUGUUUGGGCCUUUUGGAGCUGUCACCAACGUGAAGGUCAUCCGUGACUUUAACACCAAUAAAUGCAAAGGUUUUGGAUUUGUGACUAUGACAAACUAUGAUGAGGCAGCCAUGGCAAUAGCUAGCCUCAAUGGAUACCGUCUGGGAGACAGAGUACUGCAGGUCUCCUUUAAGACCAACAAAACGCACAAAGCCUAAUGCGCUCUUGUCCUCAGUCCAUUUAUAUAUGAAAACUAUACAACAAAGGCAAGUUAAGAGAAACUUUAUACAUUAGUAAAUGUCUUUGUAAGUCAGUGUUGAGAUGGGGAUAAAACGACUACUUAGCAUCUUAAGAAAUAUGUGAGAUUUUUUAUUGCUAGUAUUUGAAUUAAAACUUCUUAAAUAUCUUUUAUGUUUGAAUAUGGACAAGAGGUACAGGGUUUUUACCUGUCACAUUGCAUUCUAUUGCCUUCUUUGAAGAAGGUGGACCUUUUAAAGUGUUUCAGCUAAGGGAAGACAUUUCUUUUCUUUUUACAUAACUGCCUUGAACCUGUGAGUAAAUAUUGAGGCUUUGUGUUGUAAUUCUUCAGUUGG